Molecule: messenger RNA, 1638 nt
Organism: Nothoprocta perdicaria
Lineage: Eukaryota; Metazoa; Chordata; Aves; Tinamiformes; Tinamidae
Gene: GRK6
Product: G protein-coupled receptor kinase 6
Exons: 15
Coding region: 41-1627 (528 amino acids)
Biological process (GO): signal transduction; protein phosphorylation; regulation of signal transduction
Cellular component (GO): plasma membrane; cytoplasm
Molecular function (GO): ATP binding; G protein-coupled receptor kinase activity
Source: RefSeq, a predicted model, not a curated record
CGGCGGAAACCGGAAGGGCAAGAGCAAGAAAUGGCGUCAGAUGCUGCAGUUCCCCCACAUCAGCCUCUGCGAGGACCUGCGCCAAAGCCUGGAGCGGGACUACCACAGCCUGUGUGAGAAGCAGCCCAUCGGGCGCAUGCUCUUCCGGCAGUUCUGCGAGACGCGGCCUGAGCUGUCGCGCUGCGUCAAGUUCCUGGAUGCCGUGGCAGGGUACGAAGUGGCUCCAGAUGAGAAGCGGAAGGAAUGUGGGCAACACCUGAUUGAAAAGUACUUGAAGCCAAAGAGUGAGGACCAUGUGCCUGAAGUCCCCUCACAGUUAGUGAGUGCCUGUUGUGAGAGGCUGGAGCAGGAACCUUCCAAGGAGCUCUUCAAAGAAUCCACUAAGCUCAUCCACGAUUACCUGAGCGUGGCUCCCUUUGCUGACUACCUCGACAGCUUGUACUUCAACCGCUUCCUACAGUGGAAAUGGCUGGAACGGCAGCCAGUGACCAAAAACACUUUCCGUCAGUACCGUGUGCUGGGCAAAGGUGGCUUUGGAGAGGUUUGUGCCUGCCAAGUGCGUGCCACAGGGAAGAUGUAUGCCUGCAAGAAGCUGGAGAAGAAACGGAUCAAAAAGCGGAAGGGAGAGGCCAUGGCCCUGAAUGAAAAGCAGAUCCUGGAAAAAGUGAACAGUAGGUUUGUAGUGAGCUUAGCCUAUGCAUAUGAAACUAAAGAUGCUCUCUGCCUAGUGCUGACCCUCAUGAAUGGAGGGGACCUCAAGUUCCAUAUCUACCACAUGGGAGAGGCUGGUUUUGAGGAGCCCCGGGCAGCGUUUUAUGCUGCUGAAAUCUGCUGCGGCCUCGAGGACUUGCACCAGGAGCGGAUAGUGUACAGGGACCUGAAGCCAGAGAACAUAUUGCUAGAUGACCAUGGUCACAUCCGUAUCUCGGAUCUGGGGCUAGCUGUGCAYGUGCCAGAGGGCCAGACAAUCAAGGGCCGGGUGGGGACAGUUGGCUACAUGGCCCCCGAGGUGGUGAAGAACGAGCGCUACACGUUCAGCCCRGACUGGUGGGCCCUGGGCUGCCUGGUGUACGAGAUGAUUGAGGGACAGUCCCCUUUCCAGCAGCGCAAGAAGAAGAUCAAGCGGGAGGAGGUGGAGCGGCUGGUGAAGGAUGUGCAGGAGGAAUACUCGGAGAAGUUCUCGCCCUGCGCCCGCUCCCUCUGCACCAUGCUUUUGUGUAAAGAUCCUCUGGAGCGCCUGGGGUGCCGAGGAGCUGGGGCCAGGGAAGUGAAGGAGCACCCUCUCUUUAAGCAUCUCAACUUUCGGAGGCUGGAAGCAGGCAUGCUGGAACCCCCCUUCAAGCCCGAUCCCCAGGCCAUCUACUGCAAGGAUGUUCUGGACAUUGAGCAGUUCUCCACGGUGAAGGGCGUUGAGCUGGAGCCCACAGAUAAUGACUUCUACCAGAAGUUCGCUACGGGAAGCGUGCCCAUUCCUUGGCAGAACGAGAUGAUCGAGACAGAGUGUUUUAAGGAGCUGAAUGUCUUUAGCACGGACGGGACAGUGCCCCCAGACCUGGACUGGAAAGGGCAGCCCUCUCCGCAGCCCAAAAAGGGCUUGCUUCAGCGCUUCUUCAGCAGACAGAGGUGAGCAGUCUCCCU